GUAGAAUGUGGGGUUUGCUAGUGUUUGCUACAAAGCAUCACGACAAUUACAAAAGAAAAAAAGCACAAGGUUAAAAGAAAACAAUAACCUUGUCUUUGGCGCUAGCUCCAAAUAUUGCAGUCGUGUUGAUCUUUUUGGUGCGAAGCCAACAAUCAGCAAAAGUACACUUCCACUAUGGAUUUGUCCAGCAGGCUCCUGGUGUGGAUGCAGCUUGCUGAGAGCUGUGGAGUCACUACCCUCCAGCAGGGCAUUCAGCAGGUUUGGAUGCUGCUCCUCAUUUGUCUUAUCAGCAGGCUGCUCUUCAGAUUGGGAGGCGUGUCCUCUGUGAAUCACAUUGUGUCAAUGUUUGCCGGAAUGUACAGCCUCUUCCUCUUCUUUGACCUGUAUAUGCUGUGGGUGAUGCUGCUCAGUCUCCUCUGCUACCUCAUUCUUCUUCUUGGCCGACACUCCAGUAGCAAAGGCCUCUUCCUGUCCACUGCUGUUCUCAUUUACCUUCUCAUUGGGGAAUUACAUUUAAUUGACACCGUGACCUGGCAUAAGAUAAGAGGCAGUCAGAUGGUGGUGGCGAUGAAAGCCAUUUCUCUGGCCUUUGACCUGGACAGAGGAGCAGUCACCGCUUGGCCCACACCAACUGAGUUCCUGGGCUAUGUUCUCUUUGUGGGAAACGUAGUCUUCGGCCCAUGGAUCAGUUUUUCAUCAUACAAGGCUUCUGUUGCGGGCAGAAGAUUGAGCUGGUUAUGGCUAUGGCGUUCCUCUCUCAGCCUGCUGAAGAGUCAGAUUUGCCUGUUGGUGUCCUCUUGCAUUGCUCCUUACCUGUUUGUUUUCUUCAUCCCCAUCCAUGGAAAUGCCUUCACAGACAAGUGGCUUCAUGCGUAUGAGAAUGCAUUGUCUUUCCACUUCAGUAACUACUUUGUGGGCUACCUGAGUGAAAGCAGCAGUAUGUUGGCUGGAGCCAGCCAUAUUGAGGAAAAAGACAGCAUCCAAUGGGAAAUGCAAGUGGUCAAACCUCUGAAUGUGGAAAUGCCUCACUCCAUGAUUGAAGUGGUGACUUCCUGGAACAUUCCCAUGUCACGGUGGCUUAAAACCUAUGUUUUCAAAAAUGCAAUGAAGCUGGGGACUUUUCCCGCUCUUCUUGUCACAUACACUGCCAGUGCUUUACUGCAUGGUUUGAGUUUCCACCUCGGCGCUGUGCUGCUCUCUUUAGGCUUCAUCACAUAUGUUGAACAUGUUCUGCGAAAGCGACUUGCUGCUAUCUUCAGUGCUUGCAUCCUGUCCAGACCCUGUCCCUCUGAGUGCAACCAUCAACAUAAGAAGGAGUAUUGGGUGAUACUCCUCAACCUGUGUUUCACUUUUUUGGCUAUAUUCCACCUCACCUACUUGGGCUCCAUGUUUGAUCCUGGUGUUGAAGAGGAAGUGGAAGAGGGUUAUGCAGCCAUCCACACUAUUCAGCGAUGGUCAGAUCUUAACUGGGCCAGCCACUGGGUUGUUUUUGCCUCCUGGGUCUUCUAUCGUUUAAUCCUGUGAUGUCUUCAAAGCAGAACACAAUUUCCUUCCGUCUUGGGGACUCCCCAUAGCAAUCAUGGGGCCAGUGAUUUUUUUUGAUGAGAUGAAAUGGAGGUUGAAGCGGCAUCAAUAUAUGAACAAAUGUUUUCCAAAAAUGUUUGUGAAUCAGCCACAAUGUGCUAUUAUAUCCCGUUUAAUUUCUGUUCUUUCGAAAUACAUUGAAUAUAAGUGCAUAUAUUGUAAAUACCUCAUCUAGAAACGGAUGAAUAUCUACAUAGACUAUUCACAGGUGUUUGUCUGACAUGCUGGACGGAUGUAUUUGUUUGUGUUGGUGAUGUUAAAGGUACACUUUGAUUUUAGAUGCAUUUGAAAAGGUUGUGCGUCAUUUUAUUUUUUAUACUACAGUCUUUUGUAUUUCCACUAUGCACAUUGAACAACAUUUAUAUGUUUAUUUCUAAUAGGCAGCGUGGGGGUGGGGCGUUCAAAGUAUUGAAUUUUGUAAAAAAAAAAAAAAAAGGCUUUAAAAAAGUUAUAAAUAUUUGCUCUUUUUGUCCCUUUUUACUGAAUUUUUGCUGGUGUUUCUUUUUUUUUUGCGGCCACAUUUUGGACACCCUUGAGAUUACGUAGCUUAAAAGGGGUCAUUAUCAUUGCCAGGUGAGUAUAUAUACACACAUAUAUAUUGUAGGUAUAUAAAUGCACUUUAUUUGUGAAUUUAUAGCAAAACUCUUCAUUUCCGCAGGUCACGGAACUAAUAUUACGACGUGUUGUUGCUAGACGGACUGAAAAUAUUGGCGUGUGUUCCAUUAGGCCACAACAAAACGGGCGGAGUUCCAACACAUCCGGGCAUUUGGACCUUUCUCAGUAAUGUCAAGUAUUGGAACAUAAUUUACCGUCUCAUUAUUCCGUCGAGUACCUAUAGGGGGUAAUAGAUCGGCCAGGCUUCUGUCCAUGGUACUGAAGGUUGAAUUAGAACUGUCCAUCAAGUGUUUCCUGUCAGAGGUGUUGACUUGGUCCAAGCGAUCCGGUCAUUCCAUGUGUUGGUGGUCAGCGAUGAAGGCCAAGUUUUAAGGAGAAGCUCGACAUCUCUUUUAAACGUUGGUUGUGUGGAGAUGUCGACGAGGAGGGGGAGGGGAGGGCAUUAGUCUGAACCUAAGAUGAGCCAAGACAGUACAGAGACACGAACACGAACCCGCUCCAAAGGCAUUCGAGUUUUAUCAGAAACCUCUGGACAUGAGAUGAAGCAUGAGCUGAGCACUUGUCCCAUCCCUGGAUGCGAUGGCAAAGGUCACGUCAGUGGAAGAUACUCAAGGCAUAGAAGUGCACUGGGAUGUCCAACUGUAAAGAAAAGAAAGCUGGAGGAGGCAGAGGCUGAGGAGAACCAGUCUUCCCCCAAGA
Doryrhamphus excisus (bluestripe pipefish) is the source of this 2898-nucleotide messenger RNA. RefSeq names its product protein-serine O-palmitoleoyltransferase porcupine-like. Gene Ontology annotation, molecular function: palmitoleoyltransferase activity; Wnt-protein binding. NCBI's taxonomy places the organism in Eukaryota, Metazoa, Chordata, Actinopteri, Syngnathiformes, Syngnathidae. Gene Ontology annotation, cellular component: endoplasmic reticulum; membrane. The record is from RefSeq and is a predicted model, not a curated record. Gene Ontology annotation, biological process: Wnt protein secretion; protein palmitoylation; lipid modification.